Molecule: messenger RNA, 1637 nt
Organism: Haplochromis burtoni (Burton's mouthbrooder)
Lineage: Eukaryota; Metazoa; Chordata; Actinopteri; Cichliformes; Cichlidae
Gene: becn1
Product: beclin 1, autophagy related
Exons: 12
Coding region: 136-1479 (447 amino acids)
Biological process (GO): autophagosome assembly; autophagy; cellular response to nitrogen starvation
Cellular component (GO): phagophore assembly site; phosphatidylinositol 3-kinase complex, class III, type II; phosphatidylinositol 3-kinase complex, class III, type I
Source: RefSeq, a predicted model, not a curated record
CGUGACUAACUUUUAACAUGACGUCAAAACCGCCGUAAACAACAAUAAGGAAGUGGAGGCGGGAUGGAGUCCCUUUAGGACGCAGCAUUAGGAUUAUAAUGCUGUAGCGUUUAAUUAUCACACACGACACCAGCGAUGGAGGGCUCCAAAACGUCGAGCACCACCAUGCAGGUGAGCUUUGUGUGUCAGCGCUGCUCCCAGCCGCUGAAACUGGACACAUCCUUCAAUGUUCUCGAUCGGGUCACCAUCCAGGAGCUUAUUGCUCCAAUAGUCUCAGUGACCCCCAGCAAACAGUCUGACAACAGCGGAGUGGAGACGGCACCAGAGGAAACGUUUGUUGAAAACAAGCAGGAUGGAGUUUCGAGAAAAUACAUCCCUCCUGCACGAAUGAUGUCAACAGAGAGCGCCAACAGCUUCACACUCAUUGGAGAUGCAUCUGAUGGCGGCACCAUGGAAAACCUUAGUCGUAGACUGAAGGUAACCAGUGACCUGUUCGACAUCAUGUCGGGCCAGACAGAUGUGGACCACCCACUGUGCGAGGAAUGUACCGACACUCUGCUGGACCACCUAGACACGCAGCUCAACAUCACAGAGAACGAAUGCCAGAAUUACAAGCAGUGCCUGGAGCUGCUAUCGCACCUGCAGGUGGAGGAUGAGGAGACCCUGUUGGCAGAGCUACAGCAGCUCAAAGAGGAUGAGGAAAAACUGGUUCAGGAGCUGGAGGCUGUGGAGGAGCAGAGGGCUACUGUAGCCCAGGACCUGGCCCAGAGCAGGAUCCAAGCUCAGCAGCUCGACACAGAGGAGCUACAAUACCAGAAGGAGUACAGCGAGUUUAAACGGCAGCAGCUAGAGCUGGAUGAUGAGCUCAAGAGUGUUGAUAACCAGAUGCGCUACUGCCAGAUUCAGCUAGACCGCCUGAAAAAGACCAACGUUUUCAAUGCUACAUUUCACAUCUGGCACAGCGGCCAGUUUGGUACCAUCAACAACUUCCGCCUGGGCCGACUCCCCAGCGUCCCGGUGGAGUGGAACGAGAUCAACGCAGCCUGGGGACAGACGGUGCUUCUGCUGCACGCUCUCGCCAACAAAAUGGGGCUGCGCUUUCAGAGAUAUCGUCUUGUCCCAUAUGGAAACCACUCAUACUUGGAGUCACUGACAGACAAGUCAAAGGAGCUCCCACUGUACUGCUCAGGUGGACUGAGGUUCUUCUGGGACAAUAAGUUCGAUCAUGCCAUGGUGGCCUUCCUGGACUGUGUCCAACAGUUCAAAGAGGAGGUGGAAAAAGGAGACACUGGCUUCUGCCUCCCCUACAGAAUGGAUGUGGAGAAGGGCAAGAUCGAAGAUACGGGUGGCAGCGGAGGCUCCUACUCCAUCAAAACUCAGUUUAACUCUGAGGAGCAGUGGACGAAAGCGCUCAAGUUUAUGUUAACCAAUCUGAAGUGGGGACUGGCUUGGGUUACCUCACAGUUCUACAACAGAUAAAGCAGCUGGACAGUGUCAAUAUUUGAUUAGUCACAUUCACAUCUGUUGAAGGAAUAUCAUGCAAUAUAUAUUUGGAUACUUUAGCCAAAGGAAAAGAAUGGUUAAGUCUGCACUAUACAGCAAAAAGCUUUGAGUGAUAUCGAGCCCUUUUUUUUUUU